Molecule: messenger RNA, 1290 nt
Organism: Ziziphus jujuba (common jujube)
Lineage: Eukaryota; Viridiplantae; Streptophyta; Magnoliopsida; Rosales; Rhamnaceae
Product: peroxygenase
Exons: 6
Coding region: 257-976 (239 amino acids)
Molecular function (GO): monooxygenase activity; calcium ion binding
Source: RefSeq, a predicted model, not a curated record
AUUUUUUUGGGGAGUCGAUGAGAGGGUUGUAGAAAACAUGUGGGGGUAUUAAUGAUGAAUGAAUAUUGAAGAGUGAGAGGUCGCAGGUAGUGAGGAGCUCAAAGCGAGCGACCGAGGCUGCGAGUCAGUCGGUGGUUGUUGUGGGCUUUUUCUUUUUCUUUAUUUAUUUAUUUAUAUACCCUGAAAGAGAAACAGAGAGAGAGAGAGAGAGAGAGAGAGAGAGAGUGUGUGUGUUUACAGGAGCAUAGAGAAAGAGAUGACAAGUGAGGCAACAAGUGACGCCAUGGCAACAAUAGCAGAGAAAGCACCAAUUACCGCUGAGAGAAAGGUCCGGACUGAUCUCGAGUCUAAGCUCCCUAAGCCCUAUAUGCCGCGAGCAAUGGCGGCACCUGAUGUGGAAAACAUAAAUGGGACAUGGGGACAUAAACAUCAGAACAUGUCUGUGCUUCAACAGCAUGCUGCUUUCUUCGACCAAGACCAUGAUGGUAUCAUCUACCCUUGGGAGACUUACACAGGAUUUCGCUCGAUUGGAUUCAGUAUGUUGGCUUCUGUGUUUUUAACGAUUCUUGUACAUUUGGCAGUGAGUUAUGCUACUCUGCCUACAUGGAUACCUUCACCUUUCCUACCCAUAUACAUUCGGAACAUACACAGGGCCAGGCAUGGAAGUGACUCAGGCACCUAUGACACUGAGGGAAGGUUCAUUCCUGCAAAUCUGGAGAACAUGUUCAGCAAAUAUGCUCGUACAGUGCCUGAUAAGCUCACACUAAGAGAAAUUUGGCGCAUGACUGAAGCCAACCGGGAUGCUUUCGAUUUCUUUGGCUGGGUAGCAAGUAAAAUGGAAUGGGGAGUGCUUUAUGUUCUAGCAAAGGAUGGAGAUGGUCUGUUAGCAAAGGAAGCCGUGAGGCGUUGUUUCGAUGGAAGCUUAUUCGAAUAUUGUGCCAAGAUCAGAAAGGGUGAUGCUGCUAAGAUGGAAUGACCUAACCCUCCACUACCCUUAAGCACAUCUGCUUCAUUCUUAUUCAUCAUUUGCAAACUUGGAUUCUUUGUAUAAAUUUGAGUUUUGUUUCUUUUUCCUAAUAAUUUGGUGCUGCCAAUACUCCUUUUUUAUCACCUAAUUUUCUUUUUUAUCACCUAAUUUUCUUUAUCUGAAUUUCUCACAUAGAUUACAGCAUAUACAUGACAGAAGAAGAGUCCCAGAGCUAACUCAAACUAAACCCCCUGGCUAUGUAUGCCAGUAAAGGCAUUAUUGUAUGGAUAGAGCAUCAAAUUAUCAUCAUUCAAUUAUAACCA